AUGAAGAGCGCUGCGAUCCUGCCACCGACGCACACCGCGGGCGACGACAUCAUUGACGAGGACAAGGGCGCGAUUGUGCUGGCGACGCUCGAGCUGCGCCCACUCGAGCACGCCCGCGACGACGUCGCCGCCGCCUUGCGCUCCAUCGACGACGCCGACUGGUACGUCCAAUACGAGGCGAUCGAGACCUUUCGCCGGGCACUCGUGCACCACGCGCCGACCGCGGGCCCGCACCUCGGCGACGUCCUCGCCAUCUUCUCGGCCGCGAGUCUCAACCUCCGGUCCGCCACGAGCAAGAACGCACUCCUUGCGCUCGCCGAGUGCUUUGAGUUUGGCGACGUGACCGCGCUGCCGCUCCUCCAUGUCGUCCAAGCGCUCAUGAAGCGCGCCGCGUGCGAAAAGAAAUUCCUCCGCGACGCAGCCACGCUCGCGAUCGCCAAGCUCACGACGCACGCGCCGACGUGGCCCGUCCUUGUGGCGCUCGCGGCCUACUCGUCGAGCAAGAGCGCCAAGCUCGUCACCGCCGCGUGCAAUGGCACGAUGCUCUGCUUGCUCCAAAUGCAAGUUGACGCUGCAAUCUUGAACCCGACGCAGGUAAGACGCGUCUCGUAG
Saprolegnia parasitica CBS 223.65 is the source of this 612-nucleotide messenger RNA. RefSeq lists its product as hypothetical. Gene Ontology annotation, biological process: microtubule cytoskeleton organization. Lineage: Eukaryota; Oomycota; Saprolegniomycetes; Saprolegniales; Saprolegniaceae. Gene Ontology annotation, cellular component: cytoplasmic microtubule. The record is from RefSeq and is a predicted model, not a curated record. The coding region runs from base 1 to 612 and encodes 203 amino acids. Gene Ontology annotation, molecular function: microtubule binding. The transcript has 3 exons.